Messenger RNA from Siniperca chuatsi (mandarin fish), 4440 nucleotides. RefSeq names its product SRY-box transcription factor 10 (gene sox10). Lineage: Eukaryota; Metazoa; Chordata; Actinopteri; Centrarchiformes; Sinipercidae. Gene Ontology annotation, cellular component: nucleus. The record is from RefSeq and is a predicted model, not a curated record. The coding region runs from base 562 to 2061 and encodes 499 amino acids. Gene Ontology annotation, biological process: negative regulation of transcription by RNA polymerase II; enteric nervous system development; peripheral nervous system development. The transcript has 4 exons. Gene Ontology annotation, molecular function: RNA polymerase II cis-regulatory region sequence-specific DNA binding; DNA-binding transcription factor activity, RNA polymerase II-specific.
UUUUUUUCUCGCAGCCUCAUACAAGGAGCUCUUUAAGCCCCGGUACCGACACACAGAGCAGGCAUUCAUACUCGGGCAGCGCGAGCGAGGGGGCUGGGGAGCGAGCGUCACUUUGGAAACUCGGGAACUCACGGAUUCUCGUGCUAAACCGGCGACCUCCUUUUCUCAUUACUGAAGUCGUUGCUGUUGGAUUUCAACCGUGGGACAAACGGAGGAGAGAGUGAGACCGGGUGAGUUUGGCGCAGACAGCAGUGCAUUAGCAGGUAAACUGGGGUCCAAGGUGCGCACUGAGCCGCCUAUGAUACCAACAACACGGAUGGAAAGAACUUUAAUGUGGAACCCUCACAGAGUUUUGCAACGGAGGCUAAGAGUAGAGACAGACUGGCAGUUUAUAUUAUAACUUAGAGGAGGCCAAAGGGACAUAUCAAACAGCAGUCAGCCGACACGCGCUUCACUGUAGGGAUAAACAGGAACAAGGACCCGACAGGUAGGCCUAGAGCUGAGCAUUUAGUAACAGGCCGUGCAUCAUCUGCGCACCCGGAGGCUUGUGUGUGUAGGAAGAUGUCCAGAGAGGAGCAGAGCUUAUCGGAGGUUGAGCUCAGUCCCGGGAUGUCGGACGACAGUCGCUCCCUGUCACCGGGUCAUUCCUCCAAUGCGGCUGGCGGGGGGGACUCGCCUCUCCACGGGCAGCAGCCGCAGCUGGCGGGUCUGGACGACACGGCGGUGGGCUGCUCGUCCGUCAAAUCCGACGAUGAGGACGACCGCUUCCCCGCAGGAAUCCGUGACGCGGUGAGCCAGGUGCUCAACUGCUACGACUGGACCCUCGUGCCCAUGCCCGUGCGCGUGAACACCGGAAGCAAGAACAAGCCGCACGUGAAGAGGCCCAUGAACGCCUUCAUGGUGUGGGCGCAGGCGGCGCGGAGGAAACUGGCCGACCAACACCCGCACCUGCACAACGCGGAGCUCAGCAAGACCCUGGGGAAGCUCUGGAGGCUUCUUAAUGAGAGCGACAAGCGACCCUUCAUCGAGGAGGCAGAGCGGCUGAGGAAGCAGCAUAAGAAGGACUAUCCCGACUACAAAUACCAGCCACGACGCCGCAAGAAUGGAAAGCCUGGUUCCGGGUCAGGAAGUGAGGCUGACGGCCAUUCGGAGGGUGAGGUCAGCCACAGCCAAUCCCACUACAAGGGCCUCCACCUGGAAGUGGUCCACAGUGGGGGAGCUCGGUCCCCUCUGGCAAAUGGUCACCCCCCUCAUGCAGCAGGUCAGAGUAACAGCCCUCCCACACCUCCCACCACUCCCAAGACCGAGCUUCAGUCUGGGAAGGCAGGGGAUGGAAAACGGGAGGGUGCUGGGAAUGGGGGCUCCCGUAGCGCAAUGGGAGCAGAGGGAAGCUUAGAUGCUCCGGGAUCUGGGAAACCUCAUAUCGACUUUGGUAAUGUGGACAUUGGUGAGAUUAGCCACGAGGUGAUGGCCAACAUGGAGCCUUUUGAUGUCAAUGAGUUUGACCAGUACCUUCCCCCCAAUGGGCACCCAGGGGUUGGGCAAAUUGCUGGGGCAGGAGCAUCUGCAACAGCUUCUCCAGCCUCUCUGUACACCUACGGCAUCUCCUCAGCUCUGGCAGCCGCCAGUGGACACUCAGCAGCCUGGCUCUCCAAGCAGCAGCAGCAGCAGCAGCUGCAGCAACAUCACAACUCCCCUCUGGGCUCAGAUCCCUCCAAGGCCCAGAUCAAGAGUGAGGCAGGAGGUUCAGAGGGUCACUUUGCAGAGCCAGCCUCAGCAGGUUCCCAUGUCACCUACACCCCCCUCAGCCUUCCUCACUACAGUUCUGCCUUCCCCUCACUGGCCUCCAGGGCUCAGUUUGCUGAAUAUGCUGACCACCAGGCCUCAGGGUCAUACUACCCCCACUCCAGCCAGGCCUCGGGGUUGUACUCUGCCUUCUCUUACAUGGGGCCAUCCCAGAGGCCCCUGUACACUGCAAUCACUGACCCAGCCAGUGUACCGCAGUCACACAGCCCCACACACUGGGACCAGCCCGUCUACACAACACUGUCGCGGCCAUGACAGACAACGAGACCAGAGGGCACUGGUGCAGGUUCAGCCCCCAUGUCAGGCCCAAGGAGCAGCAGCAACAACAGCAGUGUUGGUGAUAUCAGCAGUGAAAGUGGUCUGGGCCGGGGGGAGUGGGCAGGCACCGGGGGAGUUGGCUGGGGAGGUAGGAGGGGAGAAACCCCGUUCUGCUCUUGCCCAGAGGCAGAAAUGCUGUCACAGCUCAAGGAUGAGCUUAUAGUGUGGUGCUUUUGAAGCAUGGUUGAUUAUUUGGGGCACACAGUGUAGUUGUCAUAGAAUGUAGUACUUUGGUGCCGCAGAGGUAAAACACCCACCCACCACCACCGCAGAGUACCAGGUUAGAUGUCUCUGGCGCUCCAAAUAACACAAUUGGCAGUGUUCAUAAGUGGUAAAGGAUCAUGUCCCCGUCAGUUUGGUGACUCCAUGUGUAUCAGAGGAGGCACACUGUAGUCUACACCCCUCUCCCACAAGCCACAAGGGGUCAGUAGCAACAGGGACCAUGGUACACAUUGAGAAUUAGCAAGACCUUGAUCUGUAUUGUGAAGGUUGUGACUGAGAGGGAGCCAAAUUCAUUCUAUAUUAAAUGUUUUUUUUUUCCUUUGUACCUGAAGAAUGGAGUGCCAAACAAUUUGACUGUGGCCCAUUCACUUCUCAGGCAAGACUGACCUUUUUAUCAAACAGAUGUUGGUUUUGUAUUGCUUUUGGAAAUCAAUACAACAAAUACUGAUGACAUUCUGUUGGUUUCUUAGGCACAUUUGUCCCUAUUUAAUUCAAAUGAUUAUGCUGUGUUCACUUAAAAUGCCUUUUCUACACACAAUGAACGUGCAUGGAAGAAAAAUGCCAUAAAACCAUGCUGAGGUUUUGUUAAGUGAAAUGUAUAUUUAGUCAAAAAACUAUUUUCUUGAUGACUGACUAUUAUCAGGAUAGUUUAUACUAUGUACUUGAAAUGACAAAUGUAUGUAUAUUGAUGCAUACAGAUUUGAGAUAUUUGUAAAACGACCAAAGUUUUGAGACCAAAACUUAGAGAAGAAACUGAUUUUCCAGACGUUUCUCCCAACAUGACACUCAAAACUACCUUACAUUUUGUAGCUAAUUAGUUGUCUGUCAACAUUUUUCCAAUGUGACUUAUUGUGAAUUACUUAAAAACGUAUUGGUGUCAAAAGCUACGUUUGCCUUUAUUCACAAUGGCACUGAUGAGUGUGAUGAUUUUCAUUAGUAUUUGACGUAUUCAUGAAGAACAUUCAUGAUAAAAGAUAGUUGUAUUUAUACUUGGAUAAUCCUUUUUCAUUGACCAUGGUCACAAUGUGUCAUGGAAUACAUGAUAGAAGCUUUUUCAUUGUUUUAACAAUUGACUAUUAUUACUGUCAAAUGCUUUUUGCCAUUAUUAUCUCCACUGAAAGUCUGCACCACUGCCUUUUCUUUUCCUUUGUGUGUCAUUCAAAAUGUGUAUAUAGAACAAAAUUCAAUGUGAAAUGUCAGAUCUUUUGAUUGUAGUCGUGUAACUUGUAACAUAAAAAAAAAAAGAGAGAAGCUUUUCUGGGACAGUUUCAAUGUUGCCAAUACCGAGAAACAGUUGCCAGAGAUUGAGUGAGUAAGGCUUCAAGGAGAUAAUAAGUUUUAACAUAGCCUAAUAUUAAAUAUACAUAUAUAGAAAAUGUGCCUUGUCCUUAAUAAUACCUGCUACUCACAUGUGAAACAGAGAAGCAACAACCUGUAUUUUAUGUUAAAUCAUGUUUGUCUUUCCCAAUUUUUUGACUAUUAGUUAAUCUGUUUAUGUUGUCUUUUUCUCAUUUCUCUUUGGUCUUCAUGGUCCACUGUGUUUCCACAUGUAAUUUCUGUCCCUUGUCUCCUAAACAGAACUGUAUUUUAGGUAUCUUAUUCUCCAUCUGAGAAGGUGAAAAAAUUAAUUUGCGUUUCAUUUUUAUCAAAUUAUCAUUAUUAUUAUCAUUACUCAAAUAUUCUUUAUCACUACUGGACACAGUUCUGGACCAUGUGCAUGCAGCACUGCUUGUUUUAAUUCAUUCGAAGCUUAAAGCCCAUUUUUAUUUAACCAUUUACCUCCAGUUCAUUUUACAUCCUUGUUGCUAUAUGUGAAAUAUCUGUAAUGUUGCUAUGAAUUUUACAUUUCUUAUUUAUAUUUGUUUUAUGUUUGUGUGUGCUGUUAUUUGUUUCUCUCCAUUAUGAAGGAAACAUUUGACAGUUACUGCCAUUUUAGUAUUUCACAUUUUCCUUUCUUGCAGAACUGUUGCCAGCACAGCACAGCAACACGACUUCUAAAUAACAGCAGGAGCGAAAGCCUAAACAUGUGAUGAUGACUAAUGAUCUUUUACUCUCACUUGAAAUAAAGCUCUAUUAUUUCUGCUUUUAAUACAA